GCUGUUGCCCCAACUCCCCUCAGGUGGGUUUAACAUGCCUGAACCCCAUCAAACCUUGGACCAGAGUGCGACGGGUGAAAACAAAUGACACAAACUCCUUAAAUGGUGGUGCCAUGUCUGGGUAGCUGGGAGCCUGCUGGAAACAGCUUCCCCAAUACUGCAUCCCAUUGCUUUUGUUUAUCUAGCCUUGCUGACAUUUUCUUCAAUUAGGAAACAAUAGCUCCGUUCCAAUGUACUGAGCACAAUUACUGAAACUGAGUCACGUGGCACCAGGAGAGUGUGUUUUCAAUUAUUCACUCUGUCUUUUUUUGCCAGGCCUAUGAAGAGGAACAGCCUUCUGCAGGAGUCAGGUUUGUCUGCCUCGCUGUUGAUAUUUAGCACCACAGAAGCAGAGAAAACUACUGAAAGUAUCAUGCCACAUAAAUGGGAGAAUGAUAGGAAAAAGAGCAGCAGCUCUCUGAAGAUGGAUCAAAAGAACAAUGCUGGGAACAGGAAGUCAAGAAAGUUUCGCUCCAUUUCAAGAUCCCUCAUACUCUGCAAUGCCAAAACCAGCGAUGAUGGGUCAAGUCCCGACGAGAAAUGCCCUGAUCCCUUUGAGAACUCUACCAGCUGGGGUCAAGAGGAUUUUGACUGCUGUCCCAGAACUCAGCUGCCAUGCACAUCAGAGGCAGAGGACAGCCCACCCAAUCCUCCACGUGCGAUCACCAGCAUCCUCCAGUCCAAAGCUGCAGCAAAUGAGAACUGCAACAAUACAAGAAGAAAGUUCCUUACCAAGGACAGCUGCAUCUGCAGGCUGUGUUCAACAUCAGGGAACAGCAGCUCAGGAAUCAAGCUGUCCAGGAGUCCAAGAUGUGCAUCUUUCUGGAAAGGGUUAACAGGCAGCCAUGUGCCUGCUGAAGGCCCAGCAAACAGGGAUGGUUGCCUGAGCCCAAGGGAUGAACUGUUAGCACUAAAUGUACAAUCACUGAAAGACCUGUCCAGAAAGGAGGCUGAGCCUCUCAUUCCCCCCCCAACACGGCUGGUGAACAUCAUCAUGGCUCACAAAGAAACAUCAGCACGUAAGGACAGGCCUUUGGAAAUACAGAAUGGUUUUCUGCACGGUAAGGCUGCAUGCCAGCGGACUCGCAGUAACUCCACCAGUGCGAGCCCGCUCUGGGCCGGGGCUGUGGAGGGCCCGGCGCCGCGCCGAGCUGCGCCCCUCAGGGACCGCCCGCCCCACGCCCUCCACGCCGGCCGAAAGUCGCUGUCACAGCAGCUGGACUGCCCUGCGGGGAGAGCCCCGGCAAUUUCGAGGCCAUCCAGAUCCCUAAGUACAGCACAACUGGUGCACACAACCUGUGGCUCACAGGCUUCAGUGAUUUCAAACAUUGUAUUGAUGAAAGGACAAGGGAAGGGUUUAGGCUUCAGUAUCGUUGGUGGCAAAGACAGCAUUUAUGGACCAAUAGGCAUCUAUGUCAAAACCAUCUUUCCUGGUGGAGCUGCUGCUGCUGAUGGAAGGCUACAAGAAGGUGAUGAAAUCCUGGAACUGAAUGGAGAAUCCAUGCAUGGAUUAACACAUUAUGAUGCUUUACAGAAAUUUAAGGCCAAAAAGGGUCUUCUGACACUUACAGUCAGGACAAGCUUCAGCACACCUCAUUCUGCUUCCAGCUGUCAGUCACCCCUCUUGUGUCAGUCACUGAGCUCCAGUACAUGCAUAACCAAGGAAAACAGCUCUUUCAGCUCAGAAAAUGCAGCAUUCUCCUUAAAUCCUACAAAGCCCAAUGACAGGGUCAUAAUGGAAGUUACCCUACACAAAGAGCCAGGUGUUGGCCUUGGAAUUGGGUUGUGUAGCAUCCCUUACUUCCAGUGUAUUUCAGGGAUCUUUAUUCACACCCUCUCGCCAGGCUCAGUGGCACAUAUGGAUGGGAGACUCAGGUGUGGAGAUGAAAUUCUUGAAAUUAAUGAAACUUCAGUACAAAAUACAACCCUUAAUGAAGUUUAUGCUGUGCUGAGCCAUUGUGAUCCUGGUGCAGUACAAAUCAUUGUUAGCAGACACCCUGAACCACAGGUGUCUGAGCAACAGCUAAAAGAAGCUGUUGCACAAGCUGUGGAAAGCAGCAGAUUUGGAAAGGAGAGACACCAAUGGAGUGCUGAAGGUGUAAAGAGGCUGGAAGUGAGCUGGCACGGGAGGCAGCCCUGCGAGAAGCACACGGACAGGAGCGUGGGCUGCUGCAGCCGCAGGGCACAGCGGCUCAUGACCCGCUCCAGCAGUGACAGCAGCUACAACCCCCGGGCCUCCUGUGCCCCUGCUGCUGUGCACCAGCUCACAGACUUGAAAGCAAGAGUACACAGUGUAGAUGUACCAAUCACCCAGCAGCCUGGGCUGCUCUACUCAUUCUCUGCCAAUAAUUCAGGAAGAAGUUCCCCUCCCACCUGUAGUGAAGGUGGUCGAGCUUCGCAAAACACUAAGAAGUCAUCAGAGAUCCUCGUUAGAAAACCUAAAUCAUCAAAGCCCAAACCUCCACCAAGGAAAUACUUCAAGCAGGACUGCACGUGUGUGGACCAGGGUAAUGCAGACAGAAAAGAAAAGCUUGUCUCAGAAAUGGCUGCAUCAUCAUCUGUAAGUGUGCAGCAGGAAGUUGGAGAAGCAAUGCUAGAGGGACAUCAAACCGAUGUAACCCACAGUGUCUUCACCAUUUCUCCUACUGCAUGUGAUAAGGAACACACAGCUGCUGCUCCAGUGGGCAGAGAGCAAGAAAGGAAAGAAAAGUUAGGGACUCCACUUUCAUCAAUACAAAGGCCUGUACUUAAAAGACAAGCACGGGUAGAUUAUAGUCUUGAUACAACAGAAGACCCCUGGGUUAAAAUUUCUGACUGCAUAAAAAGCUUAUUUAAUCCUACCAUGAGUGAAAACAACGUCCACUUAGAUUUGCAACCUGGCAUAGACAAAAAAAAAGAGAAUCAAAAUCGAAGCAGCUCAGAGACAGUUCUGAAGAAAUCAGAAUCAGAAUUAGUGGGUUCCAAAGUGCUAAAAUCAGAUGAAAAUGACAGUGUGAAAAAGGGUCCUCCUGUUGCACCAAAGCCCACCUGGUUCCGCCAAAGCCUGAAAGGAUUGAGGAAAGCAAAUUCAGAUCUAAAAUCACAGGCAGAUCAAAGUCUUCCCAACCGUGACAGUGUUUCCAGUAAAAAACUGCAAUCCAGCUUAUCACGUGUGUCACCUGGAGGAUCAUCAAUAAAACAAAGAAUAAGCUCAUUUGAAUCCUUGAGUGCUCCACAGUCACCUGAAAAAACCCCCCGAAGGCUGAGCCUAAAACCAUCAGCGCAGAAGGAACCUUCUCGCCCUGCAGCAGGGGCAGAGGCAGCUCCAGCCUGUUCAAACCAACCCCUCCUCCCACGCUGUGAAAACAGCCACCAACAGCCACCUGCGGCCAUGGCUACAAAGAGCCUGGAUAGAUCUUCCUCUCGCAGGGAGAGCAUUGCCAGACCAGAGAAAACCAGCUCAGAGAAAAGCAGCAAUGCCAGCACUGAAAGUUCAUCCAGUCUCCUCUCUCCGGGAGCUGUUAACUCCCAUCUUGUGUCAGUAGCAAAAGCUCACAGCCUGAGGUCACGAAGCUUCCCUCUCACUGCUGCCCAGGCUUGUGAGAUAAUGAAGCCUUUUGAUGAGAAGUGUAGCAAAAUCUAUUCCAUCAGCAGCCAGGUGUCAUCUGCUUUAAUGAAAUCAUUGCUUUGCCUUCCUCAGUCCUCAGCCUCUUCUGGAAACAGUGCAUGGGAAACUUUGGACACAGUGUCUCAGUCCUCCAUGGAGGAGGAUGGGGCUUCCACCUCACCUGCGAGUGAGAACCAUCACCUGGACACUGGCUUUUCCCUAAACCUCUCAGAGCUGAGAGAAUACACGGUGAGCCUGGCAGACAAAGAGAAGGAGGAAGACAGACAGGAACAGGGCUCACCUCAAGCAUCCGGUGUGUUGGGGCAGUCAGUCAUCUCUUUGCUUUCCCCUGAGGAGCUGGCAAAGCUUAUAGAGGAAGUCAAAGCCUUAGAUGAAGAAACCUUAAAGGAACUUGAUGAUAUUCAUGUUACAGUUUUGCAUAAAGAAGAAGAUACUGGGCUUGGAUUCAGCCUGGCAGGAGGCAUUGAUCUAGAAAACAAAGUGGUAACAGUUCACAAGGUAUUUCCCAAUGGCCUGGCCUGUCAGGAAGGAACUAUUCAGAAAGGAGAUGAAGUACUCUCCAUUAAUGGGAAGUCUCUGAAAGGUGCAACUCACAGUGAUGCCUCAGCAAUCAUGCGACAGGCCCGGCAAGCCAGACAGGCUGUUGUUGUCACCAAAAAAUCCAAAGAUGGAGCAAAAAAUCUCAAUGUUUCAAUCAGCUCUAGUACAUCAUCAGUAGCAAGUGAUGCCUCACAAGAGUCUGCCACUGGGGAUACAAUCUGUACUGUAACUCUAGAAAAAACAUCUGCUGGUUUAGGAUUCAGUCUGGAAGGAGGGAAAGGCUCUAUUCAGGGAGAUAAACCCAUCAUCAUCAACAGGAUAUUUAAAGGGACUGCACUGGAACAGAGUAGCCCUGUUCAGCCCGGCGAUGAGCUCCUACAAGUGCACACAACUGCCAUGCAAGGACUCACUCGUUUUGAGGCGUGGAAUGUAAUCAAGGCAUUACCUGAUGGGCCCAUCACAGCCAUCAUCAAGAGGAAGAAUCACAGCUCUGUUACCAGCAAGUCGUCCAAAACUUUGUAAGAGGAGGGAUUAGACUACUGCCAAUAUUCAAACAAAGGAUUUUAUUACUUGCAGGCACUUGGCUGCCUCAGCAAGAUACUCAGAAAGCACCCACGAGGAGUACACUGGAGCUUACUGCCAGUUACAGAGAAAGCUGUCUGGGAUUAACUAAAACGUGCAGGAAACAGGCAUGAUUCUUAUUUCAACCUUCAGAAACAGAUGUUGCAAAGUGUAUAAUUAUAAAAUAAUGACUUUGUUAAUAAUAUAGCGGUUGUAAUAAAAUACGUGACAGCUAUAGUACUCUCCUAUUUUAAGCUAUUCACUUAACAGGUGAAUAAAAGCAGAUCCUGUGCUGAA
This is a messenger RNA of Serinus canaria (Common canary), 5044 nucleotides long. RefSeq names its product interleukin 16 (gene IL16). Gene Ontology annotation, biological process: induction of positive chemotaxis; leukocyte chemotaxis. Gene Ontology annotation, molecular function: CD4 receptor binding; cytokine activity. The transcript has 21 exons. NCBI's taxonomy places the organism in Eukaryota, Metazoa, Chordata, Aves, Passeriformes, Fringillidae. The record is from RefSeq and is a predicted model, not a curated record. The coding region runs from base 320 to 4708 and encodes 1462 amino acids.